Molecule: messenger RNA, 1608 nt
Organism: Rotaria sp. Silwood1
Lineage: Eukaryota; Metazoa; Rotifera; Eurotatoria; Philodinida; Philodinidae
Source: the annotation of a GenBank genome assembly
AUGGAAUGUGCAUUUCAGAAAAAUUCUGGUUGGAUGGUGAGUACUGCAGAUUUUUACCAAGAAAUUCAUAUUGAAAUAAUCGCUUUCAUAGGUGAUUAUGAUUGUAUGGAUUGGAGUGAUGAAUAUUUUCUUAAUUCUGGAACAUCGUGUCCAUUCGAACCGAACGCAAUUGAAUGCGAUGAACAUUUAUGUUUUAGUAAUAUGUACUCAUGUGGUGAUGGAGAAUGUAUCGAAUGGAUAACUCGAAUGGCAUUUCAACGAUUCGUAAAAGCAAAUAAUGACUGUUUCAGCAAGCGCAAUCUAAAUUACAUGUGUGAAGUAAGUCUACAUCGACCUGCUUGGACACUAGAAAAUGGACUUUGUUGGCCAGAUAAAGACUACGAUGAUCCUCGAUAUCCUCCAUGGGACAUGAUUCAUGUAUCAAAACUCUCCGAUGAUGCAAAAUUCCGAUAUCUAUUUCGAUGUAUUUUAUCAAAAGGUUUCGAACACGAUUGCCCAUGUAACCAUCAAAAUUGUACGCAAAUAAUGAUGAGUCUAUGUCCACAAUCUAAUUGUUUUAUUAUCUAUCCGUCAGAAGGAUUAAUUAAUGCAAAUUUUAUAUUCUUUUACAACUACACUCACUCUAUGGAACAUCCAACUGUUCAGUUUUUUCUAUUUUCCGGAGGUGUACAAUGUCGAGGCUAUUUUUUUCAGACUAAACAGUAUAUCCCACUAAUGAUGAAUUUUGCACCAUUCUCUACUUCACAUCUGAAUCAUGUACUCUGUCAAAUCGAGAAUUCUAACAUGAGAUAUCGAGAUCUUUUGUCACCUCAUCAAAAUGAUAAGUUUUGUUGGAAUGAUUCAUUAACACUCAAUGGUCAUCCAUAUGCUGUCAAUCCUGGUAUAUGCACCUUUUCAGGAGAAUGCAUAUCGCAAUAUCGAAUUCGUGAUGGAUUUUCAAAUUGCCUUGAUGAACAAGAUGAAAGAAUGGGUCUAGACAAGAACUAUUGCUCAGAAAAUGUAGGACGAUAUCGUUUUCAAUGCUUUAAUGAUGAAUACAAAUGUCUUUCACUAACAAUGUUGGGUACAGGAGGUGCUGAACGUUCGAAUAGGUAUGAUGAAAGUUGGUAUAGUACCGGUCCUGACCUUCGAAAUCAAAUUGCAUGUUCUAAAGGAGGAACUAUUGGUUGUGACCUUGUGAAAGCAUAUAUUCAACAAUCAUCUACUAGAAAUUCGAACAACAAUAAGUCGCUCAUUAAUUCUCAACAACAAGAAUCAAGAAAGCGACAAUGUAUACCACUCAGUUGGGUUUGUGAUGGUGAAUGGGAUUGCUCAGAUGCGUCCGAUGAAGAAGCUAUUGUGCUCAUUGAGAAAUGGUCAGGUCACAAUGCUUGGUUAUCAAAUUUAUAUUCUUAUGUUGAAAGAUGUCGAAAACAAUAUUCUAAAUCACCAUUUUCGAAUAUUUGCAAUACGUCUUUUGAAUUUGGUUGUUAUCUGUCUAGAGUAUCAAAUCCAUUGAAUAUUCAAUUGAAUCAUCCAUGUAUUAAUCUUACUCAGAUUGGUGAUGACGUGGAAGAUUGUUACAAUGCUUAUGAUGAAAAAAUACAUUCUCAGCGAAUUGGAACAUGA